AUGCUUCUUGGCCCUAGAGGAACUCCACACCGAGAAAGGAUUGUUCUCACUGGCAUUGGUGCAUCAAGAGCUGGUACUGUGCGUGCCACUACUCAAGUAUCACUACAAUCAUAUAGUGACACUUCAUUUUAUCUCGAAGUUCAAGCUCCAAUUUUGCCACGUCUUACAUCACAACUUCCUUCCAGGAAGCCCACGGAUUUUGAUUCUGCUCUGUUUGCAGAUAUUAAGUUAGCAGAUUCUCAUUGGCUAGAACCAGACUCAAUUGAUAUAAUUCUAGGGGUCGAUGUCUAUGGCCAAGUCUUACGCUCAGGAUUACGCCGAUUUCCACCAACUCAAUUAAUAGCUCAAGAUACUGUGUUUGGCUGGAUCAUUUCAGGAUCACUGUUUUCGGACGCUCCAAGGUGGGCGGCGCGCACAUCAUCAACACCACUUAAAACCAUGCAUUGCGCCUUAGACGAUGGCUUGCAAGAAAUGCUUCAACGCUUUUGGGCUGUGGAAGAGGUGGCCUCGCCUAUAAAGAAACUAAACCCAGAGGAUGAAGUCUGUGAUCAACUUUACUCAGAUAAGCAUUCUCGAAACGGUGAGGGACGGUAUACAGUUCGCCUCCCUUUAAAGGCAAAACAUCCACCUUCUUUUAUCGAAACCCGGCGGGUAGCCUUAAGCUCACUCUCAAAUAUUCAUCCUCGUUUCCUCAGGGAUCCUCAGCUUGCUAAGGCUUAUCAAAACUUUAUGAAAGAAUAUGAGGAAUUAGGUCACACCCACUCAGUGGAAAUUUCGCGUGGUCUUCGACGCAUCACGACAAACCUCUGA
Belonocnema kinseyi is the source of this 810-nucleotide messenger RNA. RefSeq lists its product as uncharacterized. The transcript has 2 exons. The coding region runs from base 1 to 810 and encodes 269 amino acids. The record is from RefSeq and is a predicted model, not a curated record. Lineage: Eukaryota; Metazoa; Arthropoda; Insecta; Hymenoptera; Cynipidae.